This is a messenger RNA of Phalaenopsis equestris, 737 nucleotides long. RefSeq names its product zinc finger protein ZAT11-like. The record is from RefSeq and is a predicted model, not a curated record. NCBI's taxonomy places the organism in Eukaryota, Viridiplantae, Streptophyta, Magnoliopsida, Asparagales, Orchidaceae. Bases 35 to 577 code for a protein of 180 amino acids. The transcript has a single exon.
UUGCUUCUUUUGACUAAAUCGAUCGAUUGCAGAGAUGAAGAGAUACAGAGUUUAUGGGGAAGAACAGAAUGAGCGUAUAGACAGCUUCAGCUUAGCGAACGUGCUUCUGCUUCUAUCAGGAGGGUCGGCCGGUAAGGUUACAGCGGCCGCCACCGGGGGUGGCUGCGGCGAAUCGGCGGUGGAGAGGGUGUUCGAGUGCAAGACGUGCAACCGGAAGUUUACAUCGUUUCAGGCAUUGGGGGGGCAUAGGGCCAGCCAUAAGAAGCCGAGGUUGGGAGGGGUGGAGGGGGUGGAGCAGGUUAACAGCGCGGCGGCUAAACCGCGGGUACACGAGUGCUCGGUUUGCGGUCUUGAGUUUACUAUUGGGCAGGCGCUGGGAGGGCAUAUGAGGCGGCACAGGGGAGCGGCGGAGGAAAAUGGGCGGCGGUGUGGUGAGCCGGCGGGGGAGAAGAUGGUGGGGAUUGAUCUGAAUUUGGUGCCGCCGAUGGAGGUGGAGGUGGAGGUGGAGGAGGGAGGUCGGCUGCCGAAGCUGUUGGGGUUUACGUUGACUCAGGGGAUGGUGGAUUGGAUGCAUUAGUUGAUUUUUUUUUUUUUAUUAAUUUGCUUGUAUUUGUGUUCAUAUUAUGGUUUUCUUCUUUUUUUUGGAUGGAUUAUUGGAGGAAUUUUGUUUGAAUACAUGUAAAUGAAAUAUUUGAAAUAUUUUUAUGUAUAUUUAAAUAAAUAACAAUUAUAUUGUU